This is a messenger RNA of Sipha flava (yellow sugarcane aphid), 2445 nucleotides long. It is a transcript of the gene AIF, whose product is annotated as apoptosis-inducing factor 1, mitochondrial. The record is from RefSeq and is a predicted model, not a curated record. Gene Ontology annotation, cellular component: mitochondrion; cytoplasm. Gene Ontology annotation, molecular function: protein dimerization activity; FAD binding; NAD(P)H oxidase H2O2-forming activity. The coding region runs from base 318 to 2309 and encodes 663 amino acids. Lineage: Eukaryota; Metazoa; Arthropoda; Insecta; Hemiptera; Aphididae. Gene Ontology annotation, biological process: apoptotic process; mitochondrial respiratory chain complex assembly. The transcript is spliced from 10 exons.
UUAUCAACAGUCUCACAUCAGAUUUCUAAUGUUCCAUGAGAAAUGCUUUUCGGAUCAGGUGUAGUUGCCCGAUUUUUUCCGUCAAACACAUUUUGUUUCCAAAUCUAUUAAACCGAUAGCCUCUAAAGGCCCGAAAGCCGUCAAACGUUUUUUUUUUCUACACGUUAAAUAAUUUAUUUUAAAACUUUUUCUAGUGCGUUCAAAUUAUUGUGGCUAUUUUGUUCUUACCUGUUUAGUGUGUGUUUACUUAGAAUCCAAUUGUUGCCGCUCAUUGCCGGCGAGAAUUCGAUCAAUUAGCUUAAAAAUAUUAAAUAACGAUGUUGUCCAAACUCAGACUACUUCGACCGCCGGUUUCAUCUGGAACCAGGUUAAUAAGUGCUUGGGAAUGUAAAAAUUAUAGUGAUAAAAAGAAUAGCAGUGAAAAAAACCAUAGAAGGAAAACAACUCCACCAUUAAUAGAGGUUAUUAAACCUGUUAAAAUAAAUUAUUCAAAAAGAACAAAAAAAAAUUAUGAACCAGUCAAUAUAUCUAAAAGAGAGAUACAAACCAAAUAUAAUGAACCUCUAACAUUGUGUCCUUUGGUUUCAAAGACUGAAUCAUGUAAUAACUCAAACCCACCAAAGUCUUCUCAUUCUCCUGAGACUCUAAAUCCUGUGUCUGAGACAAAUAAUGAGUGGCAGAAUGGUUCUAAUAAUAAACCGUAUUUUAAAAAUAUGAGCCUUAUAGGUGGAGCAGUCAUCUUAGCUGGAUCUUUGUAUGGUAUUUGGAAUUCUGAUAUUUUAAAACUGAAAAAAGAUGAUAGUUCUAUUAAAGAAAUUAAAAAAGCAAAAAAAUCACGAAAAUUGAUACAAAUUCCUGCAUUAUCUCAAUCUAUACCUGAUAAUGUACAAUAUUUAUUAAUUGGGGGAGGUACAGCUUCUUUUGCAGCAUUCCGAGCAAUUAAGUCAGCUGAUCCUACUGCGAGGGUUUUAGUAAUAUCAGCUGAAGGUUAUCUUCCUCAUAUGCGACCACCAUUAUCUAAAGAAUUAUGGUAUGGCGAUGAUUCUGAAAUGGCUAAAUCUUUGAACUUUCACCAAUGGAAUGGUACUACUAGAAGUUUAUUUUAUGAACCUGAUCCAUUUUAUACACCUAUUGAAGAAUUAGCAUCUGCCAAAAAUGGUGGUAUAUCUCUAGCUCGAGGCUGGAAAGUUGAAUCAAUAAAUGUUUCUGAAAAAAAAGUAAAGCUUAAUGAUGGAAAAGAAAUAAGUUAUGAUAAAUGUUUAAUAGCAACUGGUUCAGUUCCAAAAACGUUAAAAUUAUAUAAUGAUGCAAGUCAAGAUGUUAAAGAUAAAUUCUCAGUUUUUCGAUCUAUUGCUGAUUUUGAAGAUCUAAUGGAAGAAUUAAAUCAUGUUAAAUCUAUUGCCAUUAUUGGUGGUGGAUUUUUGGGUAGUGAACUUGCUGCCUCAUUAGCUAAUAAAGGAAAAAAAAAUGGUGUUAAAAUUUAUCAAAUAUUUAAAGAAAAUGGCAAUAUGGGAAAAGUGUUACCAAAAUAUCUUAGUCAAUGGACGACAGAAAAAGUUAGAGAUGAAGGUGUUGAAGUUGUGACUAAUACAGAAGUAGAAAACUGUUCUUUAGAUAAUAAUGGAGAAAAGGUCAAUUUAGUUCUAAAUAAUGGUAAAAAUAUUUCUGUUGAUCACGUAAUAAUGGCAGUUGGAGCUAAACCUAACACUGAACUAGCUGCUGAUGCUGGAUUAGAAGUUGAUCCAAAUCUCGAUGGCUAUUUAGUAAAUGCAGAAUUACAAGCAAGAACAAAUUUAUAUGUUGCUGGCGAUUGUGCUUGUUUUUAUGAUAAUCAAUUUGGUAGAAGACGUGUUGAACAUCAUGAUCAUGCUGUAAUUUCUGGUAGAUUGGCUGGAGAAAAUAUGGCUGGCGCUGCUAAACAAUAUAAACAUCAGCCAAUGUUUUGGUCUGAUAUUGGACCAUCAGUUGGUUAUGAAGCAAUUGGAAUCGUCGAUUCUUCUUUAAAUACAGUGGGUGUAUUUGCCAAAGGAAAUCCUAAAGAUACAUCACUAUCGACGAAUAAAACUGACGAGAAUACCACAAUAAAUGAUACAGAUACACCUGCUGAAUUGGAAUCCAAAAAUAUUUUUGAAAAUAAUUAUAAUAAAGGAGUUGUGUUUUAUUUGAAAAACGAUGUAGUUGUUGGCAUUGUGUUAUGGAAUUUGUUUAAUAGAAUGUCUAUAGCACGCCAAGUGCUUAAAUCAGAUAGAUGCUACAAAGAUCUCAAUGAAGUAGCUAAACUGUUCAAUAUUCAUGGUGAUUCAUCAUGAUGUUCAUAUUAAAUUAAAAUAUUAUUUUAACAUUGUUUUACUGUUACACUAGUAUUUAUAUGAGGAUAAAUAUGAAAACAUUUCAUAUAUGUAAAAAUUAAUAUAUUUUUGUAUAGACUGAUUCUCUUUUAGAUUA